Molecule: messenger RNA, 555 nt
Organism: Colletotrichum truncatum
Lineage: Eukaryota; Fungi; Ascomycota; Sordariomycetes; Glomerellales; Glomerellaceae
Product: CFEM domain-containing protein
Source: RefSeq, a predicted model, not a curated record
AUGAAGUACUCCUACGUCCUCCUUGCUGCCGCUGGCCUCGUUGCCGCCCAGAAGAAGUUCACCGACGUUAUCCCUGCCUGCUCCAAGGACUGCCUGAUCGAUGCCGUCAAGAAGGGCACUCCCUGCAGCAGCAUCGACGACUCCAAGUGCAUCUGCGAGGCCACCAACUACCGUAACAUCUACACCGUUGGCGUCCCUUGCGUUCUUGCCGCCUGCCCUGCUGAUGUUGCCACCGGCGAGCUCCUCCCCGCCGCUGCCCAGUUCUGCCGUGAAGUUACCGGCGGUGCCACCGCUCCCCCCGUCGAGUCCGCCUCUGCUGCCGUUUCUUCCGCCGUCUCCUCCGCCAUCGCUUCCGCCUCUGCUUCCGCCUCCGCGGCUGCUUCCGGCGCUGCUUCCAACGCCACCGCCAGCGUGACCGGCGCUCCUACCGCCUCAUCCGGCUCCUCUGGCACCGCCGCUACCGUUGCCACUACUGCCCAGCCCGCCGGCGCCGCCGCCGUCGGCUCCAUGGGUGCCUUCGGCAUGAUUGCCCUCGGUGCUCUUGCUGCCUUCUAA